AUGAGCUCCGUCGCCGUUCUGACCCAAGAGAGCUUUGCUGAACACCGAAGUGGACUGGUUCCGCAACAAAUCAGAGUUGCCACUUCAAAUUCAGAGGAGGACAGCGACCCCCCAACCUACAAGGACGCCUUCCCCCCGCUCCCUGAGAAAGCAGCUUGCGUGGAAAAUGCCCAGGAACCUGCUGGCGUCUGGAAUAACAAGAUCCGGCCCAUCAAGGCUUCCGUCAUCACUCAGGUGUUCCAUGUACCCCUGGAGGAGAGGAAAUACAAGGACAUGAACCAGUUUGGAGAAGGUGAACAAGCAAAAAUCUGCCUUGAGAUCAUGCAGAGGACUGGCGCUCACCUGGAGCUGUCUCUUGCCAAAGACCAGGGCCUGUCCAUCAUGGUUUCAGGGAAGCUGGAUGCUGUCAUGAAAGCCCGGAAGGACAUUGUUGCUAGACUGCAGACUCAGGCCUCAGCAACUGUUGCCAUUCCCAAAGAACACCAUCGCUUUGUUAUUGGCAAAAAUGGAGAGAAACUGCAAGACUUGGAGCUAAAAACUGCAACCAAAAUCCAGAUCCCACGCCCGGAUGACGCCAGCAAUCAGAUCAGGAUCACCGGCACCAAAGAGGGCAUCGAGAAAGCUCGCCAUGAGGUCCUGCUCAUCUCCGCCGAGCAGGACAAACGUGCUGUGGAGAGGCUGGAAGUAGAGAAGGCAUUCCACCCCUUCAUCGCGGGGCCGUACAACCGGCUGGUCAGCGAGAUCAUGCAAGAGACCGGGACACGCAUCAACAUACCCCCGCCCAGCGUCAACCGGACCGAGAUCGUCUUCACGGGGGAGAAGGAGCAACUGGCUCAGGCUGUGGCUCGCGUCAAGAAGGUUUACGAGGAGAAGAAAAAGAGGACCACGACCAUCGCGGUGGAGGUGAGGAAAUCCCAGCACAAGUAUGUCAUCGGGCCCAAGGGCAAUUCCCUGCAGGAGAUCCUGGAAAGAACUGGAGUCUCUGUGGAGAUUCCUCCUUCAGACAGCACCUCAGAGACUGUGAUACUCCGAGGCGAGCCUGAAAAGCUGGGGCAGGCGUUGACUGAAGUCUAUGCCAAGGCCAACAGUUUUACGGUCUCCUCCGUCUCUGCUCCUUCCUGGCUUCACCGAUUCAUCAUUGGCAAGAAAGGGCAGAACCUGGCCAAAAUCACUCAGCAGAUGCCAAAGGUCCACAUCGAGUUCACAGAGGGCGAGGACAGGAUCACCCUGGAAGGCCCCACAGAGGAUGUAAACGUGGCCCAGGAGCAGAUCGAAGCCAUGGUCAAGGACUUGAUUAACCGGAUGGACUACGUGGAGAUCAACAUCGACCACAAGUAGAUUCUGCAUCCAGUUGCGCGUGUCCUUUUGUGUUCUUCAGUAAACAGAAUCAAAGACCAGUACAAGGUGUCUGUGCGCAUCCCUCCCGACAGCGAGAAGAGCAACCUGAUCCGCAUCGAGGGGGACCCGCAGGGCGUGCAGCAGGCCAAGCGCGAGCUGCUGGAGCUCGCCUCCCGCAUGGAAAACGAGCGUACCAAGGAUCUAAUCAUUGAGCAGAGAUUUCAUCGCACAAUCAUUGGGCAGAAGGGUGAACGGAUCCGUGAAAUUCGGGACAAAUUCCCAGAGGUCAUCAUCAACUUUCCAGACCCAGCACAGAAAAGUGAUAUUGUCCAGCUUAGAGGGCCCAAGAAUGAGGUGGAAAAAUGCACAAAAUACAUGCAGAAGAUGGUGGCAGAUCUGGUGGAAAAUAGCUAUUCAAUCUCUGUUCCGAUCUUCAAACAGUUUCAUAAGAACAUCAUUGGGAAAGGAGGUGCAAACAUUAAAAAGAUCCGGGAAGAAAGCAACACCAAGAUCGACCUUCCUGCAGAGAACAGCAACUCGGAGACCAUCAUCAUCACAGGCAAGCGAGCCAACUGCGAGGCCGCCCGGAGCCGCAUUCUGUCCAUCCAGAAAGACCUGGCCAACAUAGCCGAGGUGGAGGUCUCCAUCCCUGCCAAGCUGCACAACUCACUCAUCGGCACCAAGGGCCGCCUCAUCCGCUCCAUCAUGGAGGAGUGCGGUGGGGUCCACAUCCACUUCCCCGUGGAGGGUUCGGGAAGUGACACCGUGAUCAUCAGGGGCCCUUCCUCGGACGUGGAGAAGGCCCGGAAACAGCUCCUGCACCUGGCGGAGGAGAAGCAAACCAAGAGUUUCACUGUCGACAUCCGCGCCAAGCCGGAGUAUCAUAAGUUCCUCAUCGGCAAAGGAGGCGGCAACAUCCGCAAGGUGCGUGACAGCACCGGGGCCCGCGUCAUCUUCCCGGCGGCUGAGGACAGGGACCAGGACCUGAUCACCAUCAUAGGGAAGGAGGGCGCCGUCAGGGAGGCCCAGAAGGAGCUGGAGGCCCUGAUCCGGAGCCUGGACAACGUGGUUGAAGACUACAUGCUGGUGGACCCCAAGCACCACCGUCACUUUGUCAUCCGGAGAGGCCAGGUCCUGCGCGAGAUCGCUGAGGAGUACGGCGGCGUGAUGGUUAGCUUCCCACGCUCCGGCACACAGAGCGACAAGGUCACCCUCAAGGGGGCCAAGGACUGCGUAGAGGCAGCCAAGAAGCGCAUCCAGGAGAUCAUCGAGGACUUGGAAGCCCAGGUGACCAUAGAAUGCGCCAUACCCCAGAAAUUCCAUCGAUCGGUCAUGGGCCCCAAAGGUUCCAAAAUCCAACAGAUUACUCGGGACUAUAACGUUCAGAUUAAAUUCCCAGACAGAGAAGAGAACCCAGUGCACAGUGUGGAGCCUGCUGUCCAGGAGAAUGGUGACGACGCGGGGGAGGGGAGGGAUGGCAAGGAGGCUGAGCCCGGCUCCCCCAGGAGGUGCGACAUCAUCGUCAUCUCCGGCCGGAAGGAGAAGUGUGAGGCCGCCAAGGAAGCCCUCGAGGCGCUGGUUCCCGUCACCAUUGAAGUGGAGGUGCCCUUUGACCUUCACCGGUACAUCAUCGGGCAGAAGGGAAGCGGGAUCCGCAAGAUGAUGGACGAGUUUGAGGUGAAUAUUCACGUCCCGGCACCUGAACUGCAGUCUGAUGUCAUUGCCAUCACGGGCCUGGCUGUGAAUUUGGACCGGGCCAAGGCUGGGCUGCUGGAGCGGGUGAAGGAGCUGCAGGCAGAGCAAGAGGACCGGGCUUUAAGGAGUUUUAAGCUGAGUGUCACUGUAGACCCCAAGUAUCACCCCAAAAUCAUUGGGAGGAAGGGGGCAGUGAUCACCCAAAUCCGCUUGGAGCAUGACGUGAACAUCCAGUUUCCUGAUAAGGAUGAUGGGAACCAGCCCCAGGACCAAAUUACCAUCACAGGGUACGAGAAGAAUACAGAAGCUGCCCGGGAUGCCAUAUUGAAAAUUGUGGGUGAACUUGAACAGAUGGUUUCUGAGGAUGUCCCGCUAGACCACCGUGUUCACGCCCGCAUCAUCGGUGCCCGUGGCAAAGCCAUCCGCAAAAUCAUGGAUGAAUUCAAGGUGGACAUUCGCUUCCCACAGAGUGGGGCCCCCGACCCCAACUGCGUGACCGUGACGGGGCUCCCGGAGAACGUGGAGGAGGCCAUCGACCACAUCCUCAACCUGGAGGAGGAAUAUCUGGCCGACGUGGUGGACAGCGAGGCGCUGCAGCUGUACGUGAAGCCCGCCCCCCACGAGGAGUCUAAGGCGCCGUCCAGGGGCUUCGUGGUGCGUGACGCUCCCUGGACCGCCAGCAGCAGCGAGAAGGCUCCCGAUAUGAGCAGCUCCGAGGAGUUUCCCAGCUUUGGGGCUCAGGUGGCCCCCAAGACCCUCCCAUGGGGCCCCAAACGAUAA
Molecule: messenger RNA, 3813 nt
Organism: Lipotes vexillifer (Yangtze River dolphin)
Lineage: Eukaryota; Metazoa; Chordata; Mammalia; Artiodactyla; Lipotidae
Gene: HDLBP
Product: high density lipoprotein binding protein
Exons: 26
Molecular function (GO): mRNA binding
Source: RefSeq, a predicted model, not a curated record